AUGUCCAGAAGGCUCAGCCUCAAGUUACAGCAAAAAAUCCUAGAAGAUGCCUACUGUGAGAAACACCUGGAACCACACCUGCUGUUCUGUGAUGACGACCAAAUCACACUUUGUGACAAGUGCCUCCAGUCCCCGGAGCAUAGGAAUCACAUGAUAUAUGGAGUACAAGAGGCCGCUGAGAAUUACAGGAAGUUAUUUCAGGAGCUAUUGAACACAUUGAUGGAGAAACUUGAAGUAGCUAAAAACCUAUUAGCUGAUGAGAAAGAAAGAAUGGUGAUGGUUCAGGGAGAAGAGCAGAAUUUUAAAGAGAUGAUUGAGUCUGAAUAUAAAAUGAUGUUCCGGUUGAUGACUGAAGAGAAAGAGAUGAACUUCCAGAGCCUACAACCAGAACUUUUCAACCAGGACUUGAGAAAAGCCAGUCGGAGGCAAAUGAUGGAAUUUUCUGCAGAACUAGAGGAGAAAUCCAAGGAAAUGAUACAGAGACUGAACAAUCUGGGGAGAGAGAACAUGAAUAAACUGAAGGAGAGUGAAGUCAGGCUCUCUGAACAGAUCUGCAGCCUCCAAAAGAUCAUCGCAGAACUACAGAAGAAGUGUGGGGAAUCUACUUUAGCGUUGCUCCAGGAUGCAAGAUAUUGUCUGGACCAUGGUGGUUCACUACUGCUUCAGUGUCUAGAGCCCGCCCAAAUCACAGACUUGAGUUUAUGCCAAAUACCAGGAAUGAGCAAAAUGCUUAAAGUGCUCCAGAGACCUAUAACUUUGGAUCCUAAAACAGCUCAUCCCUAUCUUGUCUUAUCUGAAGAUCUGAGAAGUAUAAGACUCAGAAAUGUCCAGCAGGAUGUACCUGGCAACCCAGGGAGAUUUGACUUCAGUGCCACUGUGUUGGGUGUGGAGAGCUUCACCUCAGGAAGGCACUACUGGGAGGUGGAUGUGCAAAAAGCAACAGAAUGGCAAUUGGGUGUAUUUGAAGACUCUGCCAGCAGAAAAGGUGACACAUUCAAAGCUUCCAGAGAUAAAGUCUUACUCACAGGCUCCAUGAUGGGAACCGAUUAUACCUUCUGGGUCUUCCCCCCUUUAAAAAGGGUCUCUUUGGGAGACCAGAUGCACAAAGUUGGAGUUUUUCUAGACUGUAAGUAUCGGCAGAUAUCAUUCUAUGAUGUGACAAAGAGUCUCCUCAUUUAUAAUUUCUCUCAUCUUGCCUUUCAAGGAGCUCUCAGGCCUAUAUUUUCUCUUUGUAUCCCAAGUGGAGGCACAAAUUCAAACUCUCUUAGCAUCUGCCUCCCUGAUGUUUUUUCUUGCAAUGUUACUGUUAGCCCUCAGUCUCCCUUGGUGUGA
Molecule: messenger RNA, 1332 nt
Organism: Pteropus alecto (black flying fox)
Lineage: Eukaryota; Metazoa; Chordata; Mammalia; Chiroptera; Pteropodidae
Gene: TRIML2
Product: tripartite motif family like 2
Exons: 7
Coding region: 1-1332 (443 amino acids)
Molecular function (GO): protein binding; zinc ion binding
Source: RefSeq, a predicted model, not a curated record